Messenger RNA from Cydia splendana, 2022 nucleotides. RefSeq names its product zinc finger protein 583-like. Gene Ontology annotation, molecular function: zinc ion binding. The coding region runs from base 156 to 2015 and encodes 619 amino acids. NCBI's taxonomy places the organism in Eukaryota, Metazoa, Arthropoda, Insecta, Lepidoptera, Tortricidae. The record is from RefSeq and is a predicted model, not a curated record. The transcript is spliced from 10 exons. Gene Ontology annotation, cellular component: nucleus.
UUAAUUUUGUGUAAAAUUCCAAGUUUAUUAUCAAAAUCCUAAACAAAUAUUAAAUUACUAAGGAUGCUGGUUUGACCACCAUUGAUUAUUUACUUAAGCCAUGUUGCAAUGUGAACAUUUCACGUAAUUCUUAUUGGUAAAGUGGUGGAUGAAAAAUGAACUGUAUAAAAACGGAAUCUGACGAAUUAAUAUGCCGCGGCUGCCUCAGCACGGACCGCCGGCUCUCUCCUUUAGCGGACUAUGACAUGUUUCUUAGUUUAUUGGUCGAAAAACAGAGGACGGAGGCAUUGAGUAAGCCAUACAUACUUAUAUGUUGGGAAUGUAAUGCAACUUUGAGAAGAUUCCAGUUGUUCCGAGGCCAGGUGCGGCGGGCCCACACGGCUCUUGAAGAAUCAACACAUGCAAUAAAAAACACAUUAUCCUGUCUCAGCAUUAGAACUAAAGAUAAGUAUGAUGCUUGUUUCGAAGACAGUCAAGUUCUACACGAAAACCCUUAUUUUAUAACUCCCUCUCUAGAGUCCAUCAAACAUGAAUCACCGAGAAAUGAAACAGACACAGACAAUGAUAACAUCAAAGUCGAAAAAGCUAUUGAUCUUAGUGAUAAGAUAAUAAAUGUUCCCCCUAAAAAAAGAAAAAUAAAAAAUAAAACUAUAGAAAAGAAGAAAAGAAAAGUAAAAUCCGAAGAACCUUUAGUAAAUUUGAAAGUUGAAAAAAGUAAAAAGAAAAGCAAAAAAGAUAAAAUUAAACAAGUAGAAAUCGAAGUUUGUAAUGUGAAUGAAAAUCAAGACAAAGUAGAAGUAAAAGUGGAAAGAGUUAGUGAUGCAGAAGAGAAUUGGACGCAAAAUGCUUUUGACGACGAACCGCAUAUAACAGAUGAUGAUGAUGACUCAGACUAUGGCAAAGAAGCGAAAAAACGAUAUAAGAAGAAACCCUUAACAUUCAAAAAAACAAUGAUGGAUUAUAGUGAAGAUGUAUCAAAGUAUUUUACGGAGGUUGAGAUGAGUGAAGAUAUGAGGUGUGUUUUGGAGAAGGAAGAUGAGGUUGAGAGUAAGGUGAAGCCGUACCGAUGUGAGUUUUGUGGAUUCAGUUAUAAACAGAUGAAAUCUUUGAAGGCUCAUGUCAAUCAUAGACAUAGAAAGGUAAAGCACAAAGACCACAUUAAAAAGGAAGCAGACGGGACACACAAUCGUUACCUCUACCGCUGCUGCUACUGCGACAGAAUGGUGCGGAAGGAGCACACACAGGCGCACCUGCGGCAGUACCACAGGCGCAGGUACCAGUGUCUGGGCUGCAGCUGGUCCGAGGCUUGCUUCUGGAACAAAAAAGAUCAUACGUACCACUGGCAGACGGUGCACGCGACGCUAGUGUGCGACAUCUGCCGGAAGACCAGGCGAAACACGCACGACAUGGAGCGCCACAUGAGAGACAGUCAUCUCCCAAUAAAGUGUCCGCAGUGUCAGCGCAUGUACUCCAAGUGGAAGUAUUACCGUCAGCACCAGAAGAUGGCGCACCCAGUGCUGGCGCUCGAACCGCCAGAAUCCAGGUACUGCGUGGAGUGCGACAUGCAGUUUCCUUCCAUCAUGGCCUACAAGAUGCAUGUUAUGAACCAGCACCGCAAUACGCCCAAGAAAAGAUGGCCGUGCCCGGCGUGCAACAAGACACUCAACAACAAGGACACCAUGAAGAAACACUACGCCCUGUUCCACAGCGACAAGACCAGCUAUCAGUGCCCACACUGCGGCAAGUACUUGUCCUCUAAGUGCUCACUCACUCACCACCUCAACUCGCACCUCAACAUCAAGCUACCCAAGGACAAGCUGUGCUCCAUCUGCGGCCGCGGUUUCUCGACGAAGCGCAUGCUCCGGUUCCACACGUACACGCACACGGGCGAGCGGCCGUACGCGUGCGCGCACUGCCCCGCCGCCUUCACGCAGCCCAACCCGCUGCGGGUGCACGCGAGGAAGCUGCACCCGCAUCUGCCGCUCAACGUGCAGCCGCAGAAACUCCAGCAAUAAAUUAUUU